UCUUCUGCAACCAGAUCUGGAGGAUGAAGACUGAAGAGGCCCCUUCUUGUUUGCAGCAGGCCACACCAGUCCUGGGCUAUGGCUCAGAGUCCAAAAUGCGGGAGGUCUGUGCAGGAUGCAACACCCCAAUCUCCGACCGCUUCCUGCUGAGGGUGAAUGAGCGCUCCUGGCAUGAAGGCUGCGUGAAGUGCACCGCUUGCCUCCAGCCGCUCUCAGGCACAUGCUACUGCCGCAACAGGCAGCUGUACUGCAAGCAUGACUAUGAAAAGCUCUUCCAGACCAAAUGCAGUGGUUGUCUCAAGGCUGUGGCUCCAUCUGAGUUCAUCAUGAGAGUGCUGGAGAACGUUUACCACGUCCACUGCUUCUCUUGCUGCGAGUGUGAACGACGGCUCCAACGUGGCGAUGAGUUUGUGCUGAAGGAAGGACAGCUCCUAUGUCGCAGUGACUAUGAGAAGGAAAGGGAAAUGCUGAGUGCCAUCAGCCCAGCUCCCACUGAGUCAGUGAAGAGUGAAGAUGAGGAUGGCAACCACCCGCAUGGCAAAACGGGUGAGGAAGGGAAAGACCACAAGCGGUCCAAGCGCCCCCGAACCAUCCUCACCACCCAACAGCGGCGAGCUUUCAAGGCCUCCUUUGAAGUCUCCUCCAAGCCCUGCCGGAAGGUGAGAGAGACGUUAGCAGCUGAAACUGGCUUGACUGUUCGGGUUGUACAAGUUUGGUUCCAGAACCAAAGGGCCAAGAUGAAGAAGAUAGCCCGCAGGCAGCAGCAACAGCAGCAGCAGCAGCAAGAACAAGAACAGUUAGGAAACCCCCGCUUGGGCAGUGGAAGAGGGAACGGCCGGAGCAGCAGGCAGAGCAACGAGGACAGCGAAGAUGGUGCCAGCGUGCAUGGGAUAGAUGGGCUCAUGGUGCCGUACUCCAGGAUUGCCCAACAGCAAUUACUGCCCUUGGACCAGAACAGCUAUAGCACAGACUUGUAUCGGCAAGGACUCACACCACCCCAGUUGCCCGGUGACCAUCUUCACCCCUAUGAUUCAGAAGGUGUCUUCCACGACAUGGACAGCGACACCAUUGGUCACUUGGGGGAUUGCCUGUUGUCAGCUGCAGAAGCCAACCUCCUGCAAACUCGAGUGGGAAACCCCAUUGACCGGCUCUACUCCAUGCAGAGCUCCUAUUUCACCUCCUGACCAUGGGGACAUUUCUUGGCUCUCCCGUCUGAUGUAUG
Messenger RNA from Anolis sagrei ordinatus, 1222 nucleotides. RefSeq names its product LIM homeobox transcription factor 1-alpha-like. Gene Ontology annotation, molecular function: DNA-binding transcription factor activity, RNA polymerase II-specific; RNA polymerase II transcription regulatory region sequence-specific DNA binding. Gene Ontology annotation, biological process: neuron differentiation; regulation of transcription by RNA polymerase II. The record is from RefSeq and is a predicted model, not a curated record. NCBI's taxonomy places the organism in Eukaryota, Metazoa, Chordata, Lepidosauria, Squamata, Anolidae. Gene Ontology annotation, cellular component: nucleus.